Cryphonectria parasitica EP155 is the source of this 787-nucleotide messenger RNA. RefSeq names its product RNase P/MRP, p29 subunit. Gene Ontology annotation, biological process: tRNA 5'-leader removal; rRNA processing. Gene Ontology annotation, molecular function: ribonuclease P RNA binding. The record is from RefSeq and is a predicted model, not a curated record. The transcript has a single exon. Bases 80 to 787 code for a protein of 235 amino acids. NCBI's taxonomy places the organism in Eukaryota, Fungi, Ascomycota, Sordariomycetes, Diaporthales, Cryphonectriaceae. Gene Ontology annotation, cellular component: ribonuclease MRP complex; ribonuclease P complex.
CCAAAGUUCGACAGCUCAGACGUGAUACAAAGAAAGAAGAAAAGAAGGAAGAGAAGAAUUAAAAAGAUAUGAUACGAACAUGACAUCCAGAGAACCUCCUACUACCCAAGCGCUCCUCGCGCGCGCCCACUCGCCAACCUCUGCCGAGCGCAUCUACACUGAAAAGAUCCAGCACCGCGCCAUCUUCCUACGACCAACCUCCCCACCUCCACAGACCACAGCGAAGCAAGCCCGCCGCAAAGAACGCGAGCGCAAGGCAAAAGAGAGGAGGAAGGCCCUCAAACCCAAACCUCUCUCCGCGAAGCAGCGCAAGAAGCUCGGCCUGUACGAGGUUCCCCGCGAUGGGCAGAAGUACGCCACCUUCGUGCCGCUGCAUGACCUGUGGCUGGGCUACGUAAGGGAAAUCCUGGGAAACGAGGUGCAUACUGGCGGUCAGGGGGCGGCUGCGAAGCUGAGCGCCGCUGAUUUCCAUGGCGCCGAGGUUGAGGUGGUCAGAAGUGGGUGUGUUGGGCGGGUGGGGAUCAAAGGGAUCGUCAUCAGAGACACGCGAUUUGUCUUUGAGGUGAUCACGCCCAAGAACAAGGUCAAGAUCGUGCCCAAGGAGGGGACCAUGUUCAGGGUUGAAGUGCCCCCACCAGCUGUGCCCAAGCUCGACGAGAACGCACAUCAAGAUGCUCGACCUUCGACCAAGAACCUGGUGUUUGAGAUCUUGGGGGACCAGUUUGCCAUUCGAGCGGCGGAUCGGGCGAAUCGGAAGUUCAAGCCGCACUUUCUGAAGAACAUAUGA